CGAGACGCACAGAGCGCCAGGCCGGAAAGCGACGCAGGCGCCACAGACCACACCGCCACCUGUACCCGCCGGUCGAUUCGUCGAGCUGCCCCGCCGGCCCCCGCCCCUCCUCGCCGCUCCGCACCGGCGCCGAUGACGACGGCGACGGCGACGGCCGCGCCCCUCACCGGGAUGGACAAGUACGAGGAGGUGCGGGACAUCGGGUCGGGAAACUUCGGGGUGGCCCGGCUGAUGCGCCACCGCGAGAACGACGGGCUCGUCGCCGUCAAGCUCAUCGAGCGCGGCCACCGGAUUGACGAGAAUGUGUACCGGGAGAUCGUCAACCACCGCUCGCUUCGGCACCCCAACAUCAUCCAGUUCAUAGAGGUGAUCCUAACACCGACGCAUCUUGCAAUCGUGAUGGAGUAUGCGGCGGGUGGCGAGCUCUUUGAUCGGAUCGUCGAUCGUGGCCGGUUUAGCGAGGACGAGGCCAGAUAUUUCUUCCAGCAGCUGAUCUGCGGCGUAAGCUACUGCCAUCACAUGCAAAUAUGCCAUAGAGAUUUGAAGCUGGAGAAUGUUCUCCUGGAUGGUAGCCCGGCUCCCCGGCUCAAGAUAUGCGACUUUGGGUACUCCAAGUCGUCAGUACUACAUUCAAGGCCCAAAUCUGCAGUGGGGACGCCAGCAUACAUUGCACCGGAAGUUCUUCGUCGCCAGGAAUAUGAUGGGAAGAUGGCAGAUGUAUGGUCCUGUGGGGUGACUCUCUAUGUCAUGCUUGUGGGAGCCUACCCAUUUGAAGACCCGGAUGACCCCAAGAAUAUUAAGAAGAUCAUUCAGCGAAUAGCAGCAGUCGACUAUACCAUCCCAGACAAUAUUCUCAUAUCUGCUGAUUGCAGACAGCUCAUCUCUCUUAUCUUUGUGAGCAAUCCAACAAAGAGAAUCACAAUGAAGGAGAUAAAGAGCCACCCAUGGUUCUUGAAGAACUUGCCGCGGGAGCUCACAGAGGAAGCUCAAGCAGACUACUACGAGAGGAGCAGCAGCGUGCCUUCUUUCUCGAAGCAAACAACCCAAGAGAUCAUGGAGAUUGUGCAAGACGCAAGGAAGAAGCCGAGAUCAAGCACAUCAGGCUAUGGCUACGCGGACGAGUUAUCGGAUGAUGAGGAAAAGAAUGCGAAGGUCAGUGUACCAGAACAGAAUGACGAAGAAGAUGAGUGCGACAAGAAGGUUAGGGAGGUUCUUGAGAGCGGGGAGCUGGAUAUGAGCGCGUUGCACAUCUAAACGCUGCUUGUGAUGUGGGACCGGGAGGAUGUAGAUAAUUGGCUAUUUUGAUUUGCUUGGUUUUGGUAGGACGUAUGCUUUUCUGCUGCAGAGGUAAUCUGUUUAUGUUUUCCUGUAACGUGAUGUAAUGUGUAGUGUAAUAUUCGUUCAGAAGGAGAAUGUUUUGCACAGGGAAUCAAUUUGGUAUGUGCUUUUUUUGCUGGUACAGAGGUUUACAUCAAA
Molecule: messenger RNA, 1476 nt
Organism: Aegilops tauschii subsp. strangulata
Lineage: Eukaryota; Viridiplantae; Streptophyta; Magnoliopsida; Poales; Poaceae
Product: serine/threonine-protein kinase SAPK4
Biological process (GO): protein phosphorylation
Molecular function (GO): protein serine/threonine kinase activity; ATP binding
Source: RefSeq, a predicted model, not a curated record